Messenger RNA from Boleophthalmus pectinirostris (great blue-spotted mudskipper), 2879 nucleotides. RefSeq names its product DnaJ (Hsp40) homolog, subfamily C, member 10 (gene dnajc10). The transcript has 25 exons. The record is from RefSeq and is a predicted model, not a curated record. Lineage: Eukaryota; Metazoa; Chordata; Actinopteri; Gobiiformes; Gobiidae. The coding region runs from base 279 to 2657 and encodes 792 amino acids.
ACUGGCAUUACUUCAGUGAUGGACGUUUUGCCGGUGUUUGUCUGCGCCGCGCACUAAAACACCGCUGUUUGCGCCACUCCAGACCCGAAAAGCACCGACAUCUCUGCACUCUGCUUCUGCCCGUCCACACGCGCAGCGGACGGAUCUCUCUGCGGGCUGUUCCUGCGCUCAUGCCCCGGAGAACAGACGCUAAACCCGGUGUAUCGCGCUCGGAUUUCUCCUAAGGGAACGCAUCACUUUCCCACGACAGUCUCCUGACCUGUGAGUGGAUAGUGGAGAUGGGCGUGCGCUCCGGCCUCUCUCAUGCCCUCCUCCGGCUCUCCUCAGUGGGGCUGAUGGUGUUCUUGGGGGUGCUGGUGCUUGCUGUGUGGGCAGAGGGAAGAGACUUCUACGCUCUGCUGGGAGUGAGUCGAGGGGCUAGCACCCGAGAGAUCCGCCGUGCCUUCAAACAGCUGGCCCUGACCAUGCACCCGGACAAGAACCCGGGAGACGCGUCGGCUCAUGAGAAGUUCCUUCAGGUGAACCGGGCCUACGAGGUUCUAAAGGACGAGGACCUGCGCAAGAAGUACGACAAGUAUGGAGAGAAGGGGCUGGACGAGCAGCAAGGCGGCCGAUACGAGAGCUGGAACUACUACAGAUACGACUUUGGGAUCUACGAUGACGACCUGGAGAUCAUCACUCUGGACAGUGGAGACUUUGAAGCAGCUGUGAACUCUGGAGAGAUCUGGUUUAUCAACUUCUACUCUCCACGCUGCUCCCACUGUCACCAGCUGGCUCCCACGUGGAGGGAGAUGGCCAAGGAGAUGGACGGUGUGAUCCGGAUAGGAGCCGUCAACUGUGGGGACAACCACCAGCUGUGCCGGAGGAAAGGCAUCCACAGCUACCCGAGUCUGUACCUCUACAGAGCAGGACAGACUCCAGAGAAGUUCAGUGGGGAGCGCUCCAAAGACAACCUGGUGCGCUUCUCCAUGCAGUUCAUCAGCACCGUGGUCUCCCAGCUGUGGCACGGAAAUGUCUUCAGUGAGAUUGAGGAGGCGUUCUCCAAAGGCGUGGGCUGGCUCAUCACCUUCUGUGCAGAGUCUGGAGAUUGCCUGGAGCCCCGGACGAGGCAGAAGCUGGCAGGCAUGCUGGACGGCCUGGUGAAGGUGGGCUGGCUCGACUGUGUGAACCAGGAGCAUCUGUGCGACAGCUUCCAGGUGAGCAGUGGAGCCACGGCCUUGUUUCCCCCAGGCAGCUCUCUGGACCAAGAGGGCAGUGUCCUGUGGCUGCGCAGUCUGGACAGCAGAGAGAUCUACCAGCAGGUCCUGGAGCACCUGCCUGACCUGGAGCUGCUCAGUGCCCACAACUUCCAGAGCAAGCUGGCUCGGCACCGCUGGCUUAUCAGCUUCUUUUUCGGAGACAAAAACACAUCUCUGAACGAGUACAAGAAACUGCAGGCUCUACUGCGCAAUGACCACAUCCAGGUGGGCAGAGUGGACUGUGUGGCCGAUGCCGAGCUGUGCCAGUCUCUGUACAUCCACAAACCCUGCGUGGCCGUGUUUAAAGGAAUGGGCAUCCACAACUUUGAGAUCCACCAUGGGAAGGAUGUGCUGUACAACAUUGUGGCAUUCGCGCGGGACAGUGUGAGGGCACAUGUGACCACCCUGAGGCCAGACAACUUCCCGUCCAAUCAGAAGGAGCCCUGGCUGGUGGACUUCUUUGCACCGUGGUGCCCUCCCUGUCGUGCGCUCCUCCCAGAGCUCCGGAAGGCGUCCAUCCAGCUGGCAGGACAGAUGAGGUUUGGGACCCUGGACUGUACCGUCCACCAGCACCUGUGCUCCAGGUAUAACGUCCAGGCCUACCCCACCACAGUGAUCUUCAAUGGCUCCUCUGUUCACGAGUACGAGGGCCAGCACUCUGCAGACGGCAUCCUCGAGUUCAUACAGGACCUGGUGCAGCCCUCAGUGGUCGUCCUGGAUCCUGACAGCUUCACACAGAGAGUUAAAGGGCGGUCAGAGGGCGAAGUGUGGGCAGUGGACUUCUACGCCCCCUGGUGUGGACCGUGCCAGAUGCUGAUGCCUGAGUGGAGACGCAUGGCCCGGAUGGUGUCGGGGCAGAUCCACGUGGGCUCUGUGGACUGUCAGCACUUCCAGACCUUUUGUCAAAGUCAGGGUGUGAGAGCGUACCCUGAGCUGCGCCUGUACGGGGCCUCCAAGAAGACGCACCAGUUCACAACAUAUAAUGGCUGGCACAGAGACUCUCAGUCCCUGAGGUCCUGGGCUCUCAGUUCGUUGCCUCGGGCGUCGGUGGACCUCACUCCAGACUCAUUCAGAACUCUGGUGCUUCAGGGGGACCAGCACUGGGUCCUGGACUUCUUUGCUCCGUGGUGUGGGCCCUGCCAGCAUUUUGCCCCAGAGUUCGAGGUUCUGGCUCGAAGCCUUAAAGGGGAGGUGCGGGCAGGGAAAGUGGACUGCCAAGCACACUACCAGCUGUGCCAGACAGCAGGGAUCACCGCGUACCCCACUGUCCGCUUCUACCCCCACCAAGGCGUGCCCAGGACGGCGUAUGGAGGAGAACACAUGAACAGCCGAGAAGCCAGCGUGAUCGCUGACAUCAUCAGAACGAGACUGGAGGAGCUAAAGCCGCGCAUGAACAGCCAAACCAAGGACGAGCUCUGAUGUGAGCAGAGGGGGGGCAGUGAUGCGUGCGACCCCCAGGAUGUGACUGGGCAUUGUGUGAGCGGUUGGUGAACACUCCCUGAAGCUGCUGGAUGGAUGGACACUGUGCAGAGCCAUAUUUACUCUGUGAUGUAAGACACUGGAGCUCUGUUACAGAAGAGUCAUUUUACUGAUUGUGUGGAAACUGCUGGGACUUUCCAAAUAAAGGUUUUUACUUUUUAA